CACGAGCAACACCGAUGACAAUCUUUCGGCUUGCACCUCCUCACCCUCCCCCGUGCUCACCUCCAUAUCUUCGGCCAUUCCAAUUCCUUCUUCGUCUUCCAACUCCAACGAUUAUGAUGUCAUCUCCACCAAGCCCGAAGAUUUUCCUUUCAACUUUGGCGCAACCGCUGAAGAAUUACAUUCGCAAUGCAUGAACGGUCGAAGAGGUUUCAUAAGUCCCGGGAAACCGCCAAAUCACACGAGUCGUCCCGUGGCGAGGCCACGAACGAGUUAUAAUAAUAAUAGUUCAUUCGGUCCUCACGGUUCGUCAACGUUUAAGAAGACCGGUGUCUCAACUUUCAAGCAUAACGAUACCAAGCGAUACUGCCGACGAUUCAGAUGUGGAUUCCGUGUCCUCAUCCGUCACGACAACCUCGCCAA
Messenger RNA from Acaulospora morrowiae, 420 nucleotides. The record is from the annotation of a GenBank genome assembly. NCBI's taxonomy places the organism in Eukaryota, Fungi, Glomeromycota, Glomeromycetes, Diversisporales, Acaulosporaceae.